Acanthoscelides obtectus is the source of this 3115-nucleotide messenger RNA. NCBI's taxonomy places the organism in Eukaryota, Metazoa, Arthropoda, Insecta, Coleoptera, Chrysomelidae. The record is from the annotation of a GenBank genome assembly.
GUCAAUUUCACAGUUUUUUAUGAGGGCAAGUGAGAAAAGCCUAUAUAAACCUGUAUCGUUUGAUACAGAUACUACCGUUUAUUUACAAGUGCAAAAAAUAGAUCAAAUUGGAUCAACAGAUACAUGCUUCCAGUAAGGUGUAAGAUUUUGUGCAAGAACAAAUGGUUGGAAAAGCAACAUUAUACAUCCUAUUUGCCAUUGUUACAGGAAUAAAAAGUGUUUCAAGAAAAUUCCCGAGUGAUUUUAAAUUUGGGGUAGGCUCGUCUUCAUAUCAAAUAGAAGGCGCUUGGAAUGAGGAUGGCAAAUCAGAAAGUAUUUGGGAUCAGUACAUUCACAACAAUCCUAAAAUGAUAAACGAUGAAGAAAAUGCAGAUAUAGCCUGUGAUUCGUAUCACAAAUAUGAGGAAGAUGUUGAAAUGCUGAAGAAUCUGGGAGUAGACUACUACCGAUUUUCAAUAGCAUGGACUAGGAUACUUCCAAAUGGAACGCCAGACUACGUGAAUCAAAAAGGAGUGCAAUAUUACAGUAAUCUGGUCAAGCUUUUGAAAAAGAACAACAUUGAACCCAUGGUAACGUUGUUCCACUGGGAUUUGCCCCAAGUUUUGCAAGAGCAAGGUGGAUUCGCUACCGAAAAGAUUGUGAAAUGGUUUACUGACUAUGCUCGUCUAUGUUUUGAGCUUUUUGGAGAUGACGUCAAAACCUGGAUUACAUUCAAUGAGCCAAAACAGUUCUGCUAUUUGGGGUAUGGUAUGGACUAUUUCCCUCCAGCUAUGAAUAAAAGCGGUGAAUUAGAUUACCUAUGUGCAUACUACCUUUUGAAGGCUCACGCAGAAGCUUGGCACGUUUACAAUAACGAAUUUAGAGCGCACCAAAAAGGACGGAUAGCAAUUGUUAUAAGCUAUAAAUGGUAUGAACCAUUAUUGCCAAAUGUGCCAGCGUUCGAAGAAGCGGCUAACACAAACAUGGAAUUUGAGUCUGGAAUGUAUGGUCACCCGCUAUACAAAGGGGACUGGCCAGAAAUCGUAAAAGCCAAAGUGUCCUACAACAGCAAGAAAGAAGGAAGACAACAAUCUCGCCUACCAGAAUUGAGUCCUGAGGAAAUCGAACGGAUUAAAGGAACAAACGACUUUUUGGGACUGAACUACUACGUUAGUGCUUUAGUGUAUCCAGCUGCAACACCACAACCUGCAGGAUUCAUGCGUGACCUGGGAGUUGAUACAUAUCAGCCGUGGUAUUGGGAACAGGGCAAAACGUCUUUUAUAAAGGUGACACCAUGGGGUUUCAAAAAGCUCCUGAAAUAUCUCAAAGACGCCUAUGACAACCCCGAAAUUAUUAUAAUUGAGAACGGCUUCAAUGAUGAUGGACAGUUAGAUGACGUUAAAAGGAUUAGUUACAUAGAGAUCGAAUACCAUCAACACUUUAGAGUGCAAAAGCAGAUAACAUUAGACUAAGUGUAUAUAACUCUCAGUUAAAUAUACGGUUCUAUAUAAUGAGUAAAAAUGGUUAAGAGAUGGAUGGCUCACAUUUUAUUUCUGCUAUUUGUUACAGGAAUAGAAUGUAUACCAAGAAAAUUCCCCAGUGACUUUAAAUUUGGCGUAGGCACAUCAGCAUAUCAGAUAGAAGGUGCUUGGACUGAAGAUCACAAAUCUGAAAGCAUUUGGGAACACUACAUUCAUAGCAACCCGAAGGUGAUAGCAGAUGGAAGCAAUGCAGAUGUCGCAUGUGAUUCAUAUCAUAAAUAUGAGGAAGAUGUUGAAAUGCUAAAGAAUCUUGGAGUAGACCAUUACAGGUUUUCAAUAUCAUGGCCUAGAAUACUUCCAAAUGGGACUGCAAAUCACGUUAAUCAAAAUGGAGUUCAAUACUAUAGAAACCUGAUCAAGCUUUUGAAGAAGAACAAGAUUGAACCGAUGGUAACGUUAUACCACUGGGACUUGCCUCAAGUUUUGCAAGAGCAAGGCGGAUUCGCUAGCGAAAAGCUCGUGAAAUGGUUUACCGACUAUGCUCGCUUAUGUUUUAAGCUCUUUGGAAAGGACGUCAAAACAUGGAUUACAUUCAAUGAGCCAAAGCAGAUUUGUUUAUUUGGGUACGGUUUGGGGGUUUUUGCUCCAGCUUUAAACAAAAGUGGUGAACUAGAUUACUUAUGCGCAUACAACCUUUUGAAAGCUCACGCUGAAGCAUGGCAUAUAUACAAUAAUGAAUUUAGACCACAUCAAAAAGGGAGGAUAUCAAUGGUUGUAGAAUUCUCAUGGCAUGAGCCGCUACUACCAGAUGUUCCAGCGUUUGAAGAAGCGGCCAUAUCCAACUUAGAAUUUAUGGCUGGGAUUUAUGUCAAUCCGCUCUACAGAGGAGACUGGCCGGAAAUCGUUAAAGCCAAAGUGGCUCAUAACAGUAGAAAAGAAGGAAAAGACAGGUCCCGUCUGCCUGAAUUCAGUACCGAAGAAAUCAAUCAGAUUAAAGGAACAUGUGACUUCUUGGCAGUGAACUUCUACACCAGUUUUCUGGUGUAUCCAUCUGUGACACCUCAACCUGAAAUGUAUUCUGCGAGAGACGCUGGAGUUUCAUCUUAUCAACCGUGGUACUGGGAAGAAGCUAAAUCCGUUUGGCUUAAGGUAACACCAUGGGGCUUCAAAAGACUUCUGAAAUAUCUCAAAGAUACCUAUGACAACCCUGAAAUUAUUAUAACUGAAAAUGGAAUUAGUGAUGGUGGAGAAUUAGACGACGACCUGAGGAUUAGCUACAUGCAGCAACAUCUAAACGCAAUAUUAGAGGCUAUAUGGGAGUAUGGCGUGAAUGUUUCAGGCUAUACUGUAUGGAGCUUGAUGGACAGCUUCGAAUGGCUAGAUGGAUAUCAGUCACGCUUUGGCCUGUACCAUGUGGACUUCUCAGAUCCAAGACGCCAGAGAACGAUGAAAGCAUCUGCAAGAUAUUACAAGGAUAUUAUCAAAAAUCGGAGUCUCGAUAAGACAAGCGGUUAUCUGACAUGUUCUCUUGAAUAAACUUUCGACAACAGUAUCAUUUUCUAUUUCUCUAAGACAUUGAUGCAAAAAAAUUGCGCAAUCUCUAUACGUGCUAAUUGUGAACAAAUAUUAUGUAUCCCAUAGAAAAUAACUUUCCA